Lethenteron reissneri (Far Eastern brook lamprey) is the source of this 2943-nucleotide messenger RNA. RefSeq names its product upstream stimulatory factor 2-like. Gene Ontology annotation, molecular function: DNA-binding transcription factor activity, RNA polymerase II-specific; protein dimerization activity; RNA polymerase II cis-regulatory region sequence-specific DNA binding. Lineage: Eukaryota; Metazoa; Chordata; Hyperoartia; Petromyzontiformes; Petromyzontidae. Gene Ontology annotation, biological process: regulation of transcription by RNA polymerase II. The record is from RefSeq and is a predicted model, not a curated record.
GCAGCGACGCCAGUGGCGGGGAAGAGGAGGACGGCGAAGAAGGAGGAGGAAGAGACCCGCGCGUCGUCGUCGUCUCCCCGCCCCUCCUCACGUGGCCAUAUUGGCGUGUGCUGGUGGUGGUGGCGGGCGUCUCCGCUCACAUGACCCCGUGUUGUGUCCGCGUGAUCAACGCCGCGAGGAGGAACGCGAUUCAAAAGCCCGGCCCGGGCCCGGGCCGCAGCCGCCGCGGGACGGGGCUGCCGCUAACAACAACAACAACACCGCCUCCUCUGCUGCUGCUGCCUCCUCUUAUCUCGCCUGCCUCUGUGUCCUUCUCCUCCUCCUUCUUCUUCUUCCCCUCUUCCAAGCCAUCUCCGCCACCCUCUUGCCGAGCUUGAUGUGGCAGAGGCGCGUGGUUUGUGCGUUGAGCCCGAUCUGGCACUCUUGUUUUACCGCUCGUCGCAUGGCUUCCAGCUGACCUGCCUUGACGGGAUUACAUUUGGGCUGAGAUAAUUUAGCCGGUGACCUAAUUUAGUUGCCGGCCUCGUUUCGUUAGUGACGUUUGAGCUUUGCUGUCUGACCCCCCCCCCCCCGCUCUCUCUCCUGUUAACCUUGCUCUGUUCAACAACAGUCUGACCCUGUAAAUUCACCCUUGCCCACAGCUACUUUACCCCCUGGCUAACCUCAACCCCAAACCUUUAAGCUCUAUUAAUUUACCCGACUGUAAAACCCCAUCCCCGUUCUUCGCCGUCCUUUAAAACGCCGAAGUUGCCCGACCCCGACUCGGGCCUUGCCCGACCCCGACUCGACUACCCGCCGGCGCCUUCUCCGAACCCGCCCCAGGGGUCACAUUCGUCGCGACCCGCAUCGUCACCUCGACACGGACCUCGGGAGUGCGUCCCUCUGGGCCCUCCUGCCAGCAGGGCCCAGCCCGCAGCACCGGCCUCGCCUAGACGCCCUACCCGGCACACGUGGCUGCGUGCCCGGCUUGUCUACCCCCUACCCUUACCCCCCUCUCCCGACCAUAAAAACUCCUCCAACCCUCCCUUAGCCGACCCUAACCACCGGGCCCGGCUCGGCCCGGGCCCUUCUCACUCCUCUUCAAAGUUGAUACUUGCCGGGACUACCGGAGCCGCAUGGAGAUGUUGGAGCAAGGCAUGGAGGCGAGCGGCGUUAGGGGAUGCUGGCUGAAUAUGAACUGUCAGGAUUGACAAAUCUGGGUUCCACAGGAAGUGACCAACGUUGAAUACACCCGGCCAUAACUUGAAGCGUUACUCUUGCCAUUAUUUCUCUCCUUUUUAUUAUGUUUUAAUUUAAAUUGCCCGUAUUUCUCUAUAAUUUCCACUGACUUGGCGCGUUGAGCUAUUGGUCAGGACAAAAGUCACGACGGAGACGAAGGAUCUUUGCAAAUGCAGGAGGGAGACGGAUCGGGCGCCGACGAUCAUACGGCUGUGGCGAUCGCGAGUGUGCAGCAGGCCACUGCGUUCAACGACCCCAGUAUACAGUACCAGUUCCGCACUGAGAGCAGCGAUGGCCAGGUGACGUACCGGGUGGUACAGGUAGACAGCCAAGGGGAGGGCCAGACGACGGCCGUGAUCCAGAGUCCCUUCGGUGGAGCCGGCAGCCCAGCCUCCGAUGGCCAAUUCUACGUGAUGAUGGCACCGCAGGAUGUUCUGCAGGGAGGGGCUCAAAGACCCAUCGCUCCCCGUACUCACCCAUACACCCCGAAGCUCGAGGGGCCACGCACACCCAGGGAUGAGCGGCGGCGAGCGCAACACAACGAAGUGGAGAGGCGAAGAAGAGACAAAAUUAAUAACUGGAUCGUAGAACUUUCCAAGUACAUCCCUGAUUGCGCCAAUGACCACACGAAGUCCGUACAGAGCAAGGGUGGAGUCCUGUCAAAGGCGUGCGAGUACAUACAAGAGCUGCGGCAGACGAACCAGCGCAUGGAGGAGGAGCUCAAGGAGGCUGAGAGGACUCAGUUGGAGCACGAGCUGCUGAUGCAACAGUUCGAGGAGCUGAAGAAUGAGAGCGCCUUGCUACGAACUCAGCUGCAGCAGCACGGCAUCGAGGUGGUGGGCUCUGUGCCAGGGCAGUGAUGCCCACAGCCAGCCCAGCCUGCGGUCCAUCCAGUCGCAUCCCGUGGGCCUGCCCUGCGGAAGCAGCAUAGGAGAAAGCGCAAGCUGCCCCCUGAAUUGUUCGACAGCUCAAGGGGAAGACUUUCUUUCUUGCGCCACUUGUCCUCUAACUCAGGCGAGGGCUCUUUGGGCCUUGCUGUUGGACGACGAAUGUCCAGAACGUCCCAACACCAUUCUUCCUCUGCAUCGUCGUAUUCUGCCAUGCUGCGACGCAAUUUAACGUGGAUAUCCUUAAAACGUUUUUAUGAGUUCUUUUAUUUUCAAAGAUUUCAUUUAAAGAUGUGAAGGGUUCAGCGGAUGGUGGUGGUUCAGAGACGCAAGCAUUUGUUGGGGCAAUCCUGUGCACUGACGGUGAUGGGUGGAGGCUGGUAAUUAUAUAAUGAAAUUUUUUAAAGUAGCCUGUAUUUUUUGCUUUAUUGUGGAAUAUUUUAAGUCCAUAUCUGUUUAAGAUGUGUUUAUUUUUUCUUUUAUAUUGUAAAAGUAGUUUCCAGUCACGCUUGGAAUUAUUAAUGACCUUUCACACUCGUACAUUAAUUUCAUUUUCUCCGUUGAAUAUAAUAUGUAGUCUCGUCUUACUUCAGGUUUAUUUACGAGAUUAGCCCAGUUGGCUACGUACGGUGCGAAAUAAGUUCGACAUACAUAACACAUGUGCAUUUCGCACUUUGUAUUAACUGAGCGUGGUUGUGUACAAAGGAUUGACAAAUGCCUUUUUUCCUUCUGAAGGAUGUAUGCUUGCAUGCCCUGCGUUUGCUAAAACAAAUUACACUUAUUCCAUGUUCAAUUAGCAUUGCUUUAAUAAAAUAAAAAAUAUAUAAUACUUUUUGAA